AAGUUAAUUGCCCAGUUGAGCUUCUCAGAUGCUGCAAUGUCUUGUUUUCACAUGAACGGAGAUGCACCAAGAGUAAAGGCAUUGUACCAAGAGCAGUCUUGGUUGAAGACACUGAUCUCAGACACCCAAGUGGGAAGAAAGGCUCUUGCAUGACAUGAGCCUUGGGGGUGGAGGAAUAAACAAUGCUCCUCGGUGUGGCCUCAGAUCUAGCAAAAGGAGAAAAGAAAACUAAUCAGUUCAUGUGAUGCAGCUUUGAGCAGGUCGCCUGUGGUACAAAGAGAAUCCCUUCAUGAGAAAGGCAAAGCUAAAGCAGCAACCUCAGAACAACAUGGAUUCUGGAGAGUGGAAGAGCUUCAUGGCUUUGUCCGGAUCAAGACCUGAGCGUGGAAGAUGGAGGUGCUCUCGAUCCAAGUUUUAACCUACCGAGACAUCAACGCGGUUACCAGCUAGGUCUGUUGUUGGAUUGUUGCACUGCAUCACAACUUUCGACAUUGGCUGGCCCAGCUGGGCUCCACACCCUGACAGAAUCCUAUGCCCCAGUGUGAAAUCUGUAAGCUGGUUUCUGCCUCCCUCACUCUCCUUCCUUUCUUUAUUCUUGUCUUUGGUGAAUGAUGGUGUUUCAUUGAUGCAUGGGUGUGAGGACCGUGUUGUGCAGAGUUGGAAAGAACUCGGGCCCUACAGUUGGAAAGAACCCCUUCAUCGACUGCUUUCUUCUGGGGGUUGGGUGUGGUUUAAUGACAGGGAAGGAGAGGUGGGCUACUUCUUCCAAAGCAUGCAGGGCUCUCUCUCUCUCUCUCUCUCUCUCUCUCUCUCUCUCUCUCUCUUCUUCUUCUUGCCAUCUCUUUCUUUCAGAAUAAGCUGCUGAAGUACAAUUAUUUUUUGACAGCACCCAGUUCCUUUGGGAUCAAAGACUUGUUUUCCAAGGUAAAGGGUUGGUCAAAACCCAUUGAUGCACUCACUGCAUUUAAUUCUUGAUUAGAAUACCAUGCAUUGAAAACAAUCAAGGAAACAGUUUUAGAUUCUUCAUUCGUAGAAACCUCAUGCGCAUUAUAUUUUUCCUCUUUGACAUGUUACUAACAAAUCCUCUCUUGCUAAGGCCACAAGUGUUGCACGAUAUCAGGUGUCUUUUGCUGCUGUCUGACUUGUGUUAUUGAACCAGUGGGAUUAAUUGUUCUUCCGGUCAAAACCAUUGGUAGCUGUGACCGCAAGGAUGAGCUCCUCAAAUUUCGUGCUCAGUGGAUCAUGAAUGCCAGCUUCCCAUGCAUGAUGGCCUUUUCUAUUCACCUUUUCUGACCUUUUGUAGGGUGAGUGAGACCCUCUACCCUUUUGCCGUAUAAAGAGGGUGGUGAGGAAGACGACUGAAGGAAGUCGCAACCUUUCUCCAUCGUUCAUCCAUGGGGAAGAGCAGCAGAGUCCUUCGCCCUCCAAACUCCUCCAUCGAUCCACUCCUUAGGUGCUCCUCCUCCUCGCCCUGUCAAAGUAUGGGGAGCGGUGGGAAGAGGCCGUACAAGGGGGUGAGGAGGAGAAGCUGGGGCUCCUGGGUCUCCGAGAUCAGAGCGCCGCAUCAGAAGACGAGGAUAUGGCUGGGAUCCUACUCCACGCCCGAGGCAGCCGCCAGGGCCUACGACGCCGCCCUCCUCUGCCUCAAGGGCUCCUCCGCCUCCUUCAACUUCCCCGCCUCCCUCCCCAGCCACCUUCCGGCCAGUGCCAUGUCUCCCAAGUCCAUCCAAAGAGUCGCCGCCGCCGCUGCCGCCGUCGUCGUCACCUCCCCUACGGCUAGCACGACCACCAGCCGGUCACCGUCUCCUCCCCCUCCUCCUUCUCCGUCGCUGGACGCCACCAACGAGGACCACCGGUCCACGAUGACGAGCUCGGCCACUUCGACGAGGAGCGGAGAGAUAGAUGAGCCGUGGAUCGAUCUCGGAGCCUUCCAGUCGCCACGGUGCAUGGAUCAUAUGAUCAACCCACUGAUCUCCUCUUGGCAGGAGUGCGAGGAGAUGGGAGACAUAAACCUAUGGAGCUUCUUCUAGAAGAUGGAGAUAGGUUCAUUGCUUGUUGCUUGUCUCAUCCACUGCAGCUGAGAUCAGGGAAAGCUGAGACUCGAGUAUGAGCAGCGUGGAGAUAAAUGCAUACGAUUGCGUUCCAGUCACAGUAAUGUUGUAAGGUAAUAAAUAAAGGGAGUAUUAGAGUUAUGUACUCAGCAUAUGGAAAUUUUUCUGAUGAGACAUUUAAUUGAACAAUAACAGAGUUUGGAGGAAUUCUUUAUGUACAAUGAGACCUGAGUGAGAGAUUUGGAAGCAGUUCUCUUCCUUGUCAAGAACUGGUUUGAUGCUAUGGAUUGGACAUAAAAAAGAAGAAGAGGACAUAAAUGAAAGUUGUGUUGUUUUCUCA
Musa acuminata AAA Group (dessert banana) is the source of this 2391-nucleotide messenger RNA. Its product is annotated as ethylene-responsive transcription factor ERF014-like. Gene Ontology annotation, biological process: regulation of DNA-templated transcription. Gene Ontology annotation, molecular function: DNA-binding transcription factor activity; DNA binding. NCBI's taxonomy places the organism in Eukaryota, Viridiplantae, Streptophyta, Magnoliopsida, Zingiberales, Musaceae. The coding region runs from base 1395 to 2030 and encodes 211 amino acids. The transcript has 3 exons. The record is from RefSeq and is a predicted model, not a curated record.